AUUUAAACCAUCUUCGUGCGUCAAGCUGACAGAACCCUCCAGCUGCUGUAAAGAGAACUUCUUACUCUCUAGCUCUAAAUUUGGAGCAACCUUUUGGAUUAUCUUUAUUUUCAGAAUAUAAGAGUUCCCUGCCUUCCUUUAGAGGACCCAUGUGGGUGGUAGAAAAGAUUCGCACGUCAGUAGAAAGAUCAAACCUGCCUAUGCCUUCAGCAGAGCUUGGCUUCAAAAUCAGUGACAUCAUGUUGGGAGAAAAGACGGACAAAUCCAGAAGGAUUUCUCACUGUCCCAACAUCAUCACCCCUGACAAUAUCCCAGAAUUCUGCAUCCCACCAACAAUUUUAUCCCUGCAGGAGACGAAGAACUCAGAGCAAAAGGGAACAGCUCGCAUCAAGGCGCCUUCCUGUGAGAGGGCUAAACCAGAGGCCGAAGUAACAUUUCAUGAGGCGCUGCUAAAUCCUCACAUUAUUCAGGUAGAAAGUGUGGAUGAAAGCCCGUGUGAUGGCUGCAGUGAUGAGGAGAACACUAAUGCCGAUCCCCGAAGCCAGGCCGCCUUGUCCCUUCCACACCUGGCAAAAACUCAGACCAGCUACGGCUUUUGCACGUUACUAGAGAGCCCCCACACCAGGAGAAAGGAGUCCAUUUUCCAUUCUGAUCCAGGCUCCUCUCCUCUGCUGCUGCCCAGGAGUCGUUCCAGUACGUGCUCUAAACUCUCCCACUCUGCCUCACCGUCCUCUUCAUUCAGCCUCAACAGUCUGACCUCCAAGCUCUCCCCCAGGAGCUGCACCCUGAACUGGCAGGCCCCUCUGGACAGCGACACGACUUCUUCCACUGAAUCAUCACCUUUCAGCUCCCCGCUGCUGUCCAGGUGCCCUGCCAAGUCUUCCCUUUUCAAAGCACUGAGCCAUGAACUGCUGCUUUCAAGGAACAUAAGAAAAGCAAUGGUGUCCAGAAACAAUUCCCUAUCAACAGACGAGGGCAGCUCCACAGACAACAGCCCAAAUAUCAUGAGGAGAGCCUCUGAAGGGUUAGCUGAUGGCCUGGCCAGCAGCUACAGCCUGGCCCCACCCAACAUCUUCCCCAUGGACUUAACAUUACACAGAGAGAGGGUGAUGAAGGAAAGAAUGGUGCCUGUAGGAAAAGAUGGCAGUCUCAGACUCUCAGCAGAGUACUGUCCAGAUAACCAAAGACUGCGUGUUCGGCUGAUCAGCGCUGAGGGCCUUUAUCCUCUUUCUAUUGAUCCAAAGAUUAUCAACUGCAGUGUCAGCCUCUCGCUGGUCCCCGGCAAACUCCAAAAGCAGCGCAGCACAGUCAUCAGAAAGAGCCGCAAUCCAAUAUUCAAUGAAGAUUUCUUCUUUGACGGUAUCUCGGAGGAAGAUCUUAGCCAGAGAUCACUUCGUUUUAAAGUGGUGAACAAAAUGUGCACCCUCAAAAGAGACUAUCUCCUAGGUGACUGUGAUCUCCCUCUUUCAAGUAUCGUAACAAUGUAGGUUAAUGUAGGUAUUUAAUGAGUUACUUUUGUGUUUGUGCUAUUUAUUUUACUUUUUUUACUGCAUCAAUUUUGUAUUUAUUAAAUUAUGAAAAACACAGAGGGUGUUUAUGUUGAAUCUAUUUUAGAGUAGAACACAAUUGUAUUAAUAAAAAGUAUCUCUUUUUUCAACACAAAACUAUAAAUAAUAGGAGAAUUAGAAUAAUGAGAAAGUGUUGCCUCUCUGGGUUAAGUGAAAUAUUUUGCAAAUGUUGAGUUGAUGGUUUGUUAAUGAGGAUGCAUCACCAGCUUGUUUAGUCAGACAGCAACCAUCUCAUAUUUCCUCUGAGCCUGUUGUUUACUUCCUGACCUUUCAAAUGAUUAAAAUAUCAUGAGAAACCA
Molecule: messenger RNA, 1867 nt
Organism: Xiphophorus hellerii (green swordtail)
Lineage: Eukaryota; Metazoa; Chordata; Actinopteri; Cyprinodontiformes; Poeciliidae
Gene: c2cd4a
Product: C2 calcium dependent domain containing 4A
Exons: 2
Coding region: 150-1487 (445 amino acids)
Source: RefSeq, a predicted model, not a curated record